Molecule: messenger RNA, 4174 nt
Organism: Branchiostoma floridae (Florida lancelet)
Lineage: Eukaryota; Metazoa; Chordata; Leptocardii; Amphioxiformes; Branchiostomatidae
Product: death-associated protein kinase 1-like
Exons: 16
Coding region: 1-3579 (1192 amino acids)
Biological process (GO): signal transduction
Molecular function (GO): protein binding
Source: RefSeq, a predicted model, not a curated record
AUGGAUGAUUCUGACUUCCUCUGUGCUGCCGCCAAAGGGGAUGUAGAGAAAGUCCGGCGGGGGCUGGAGGAAGGACUGGACGUCAAUACAAAGGAUUAUGACGGAGACACAGGUCUGCAUUACGCGUGUUGGAGAGGUCAUGACAAGGUUGUGGAGCUGCUCAUCAAGAACGGAGUUGAUCCCAAUGUGCCUAACAAGGACGGAAACACAGGUCUGCAUGAAGCGAUUUGGAGAGGUCAUGACAAGAUUGUGGAGCUGCUCAUCAAGAACGGAGCUGAUCUUAAUGUGACUAACAACAAUGGACACACAGGUCUGCAUUACGCGUGUGCAGGAGGUCAUGACAAGGUUGUUGAGCUGCUCACCAUGAACGGUGCUGAUCUCAAUGUGACUAAUGUGAAUGGAAGGACAGGUCUGCAUUACGCGUGUGAAGGAGGUCAUGACCAGGUUGUUGAGAUGCUCAUCAAGAACGGAGCUGAUGUCAAUGUGAGAAGAACGACCGGAGACACAGGUCUGCAUGUAGCGUGUUUAAAAGGUCAUGACAAGGUUGUGGAGCUGCUCAGCACGAACGGAGCUGAUCUCAAUGUGACUAACAAGAAUGGAUACACAGGUCUGCAUAUAGCGUGUAGAGUAGGUCGUGACAAGGUUGUGGAGCUGCUCAUCAAGAACAGAGUUGAUCUUAAUGUGGCUAACGAGAACAACAAGCGCCCGGUUGACGUUGCUGCAGGACUGGGCAGAGAUACACAGUUAUUGCUGGAGACAGAAACACGGAAGCAGGCGGAGUACAGUGAGCUGGUCUCCUCCGUGGGGUCUGAGGAGGGGACGACAGUCAAACUGUUUCUCUGUGGAGACGGGCAGGUCGGCAAAACAUCUUUGCGAGUGAUUCUGAAAAAGACAGGCUUUAUCGUGGGUGCUCUCUGGAACUUCAUGAGAAAGUUCAGACGACAAGACGUCUUUAACCCCACCCCGGGGGUGCAUGUGUCCAGUGAAACCGUGCGGGGAAUCGGGAGACUCAGUCUGCAUGACUUCGCAGGACAGGCGCAGUUUUACGUCACACACGCCAUGCUGCUCCGCACCACUAACGCCAUCUUCCCUGUCGUCUACAAAAUCACAGAUGGGGAGGAGGAACAGAAACGGCAGAUCAACGGUUGGCUUAGCUUCAUCCACUGCAGUAACGCAGACCCCACCAACAAACCCCGGAUUGUCCUGAUCGCCAGUCAUGCGGACAAGCUACAGGACCAGGAAGCAGGCUGGCGCCGGGCUAAAGCUCUGGUGGAACACUACAGGAAACUGUUCCAGGAGUCACUGAUUGUGUCACAGGAGGUGUUCCUCAUCAACUGCCUGCAAGCGGGGUCUCCUGAGAUACGGCGGCUACGAGAGGUGCUGGGGACGUUUAGGAACGACAUGCUGAAGCAAAGACCACAGGUCCCAAAGGUCUGUGUCGAGAUGUUGACACUGAUUGAAAGCCGGAGGCGGGAAAGGAAGAUUUUUCCAGUGAUGGAAUGGCAGGACUUCCUGACAGCUGUCAGGCAGGCAACGUAUGGCACCAUUGAGUCACGUAUCGUACACCUGGCGUCAUCGUACCUUCACGAUGAGGGGGAGAUCAUUUACCUCAGCCGUAAAGCCGACUCGUUGGUAGUGUUGGACCCCCAGUGGCUGUUCACAUCCGUUUUCGGAGCUCUGCUCGCUCCGGACAACUUCCCUAUUGACAAGAUCGCGCGGACUGCAGACGAUUGCGUCACCGUUGAGGAGCUCACCCGUGUCUUCGGUGCCGUUGCCGACAUCCCUCUGCUGAUCAAACUCCUCCAGGACUUCCAGCUCUGCCACACGUACGACGGUCGCAUCUUCAUCCUCCCCAGCCUGCUGCAGCAGGAGAUGGAAGAGGCGGCGUGGUCUCCUGUGUCCAGCAAGUCUGUCUACUUCGGUCUGCAGAUCCGAGGCCGCACGGAGAUCGACAGCUUCUCGUGCGACCUGUUCCCGCGGCUGCAGACGCUGCUGAUGCAGGCGCACCCGGACAAGUUCAGCUGGCCUCGCCUGUGGAAGAACAGCGCCAAAUGUACCGACGGGAAGGCCGAAGCGCUGCUUCAGAUCACGCAGGACAAGAGGCAGCUCAACAUCUUCGUCAGAAGCAAUGAUGGCAGCAGGGAGGACUGCAACUCCAUCAUGGACCUCCUGAUGGACAUGACGUACCGCCUGCUGCACGAGACCAGCCCCGGAGCCAGGUCACGGGACAUGGUGCUCAGCGCCCUGGACCUCCGGGAACACAGACCGCAGCCUCACGCCUACAGCAGGGAAGAGGUGGAGGCGGCGGCAUCAAAGGGAGAGAACCUCGUCCAUCCUAAGAGGAACGUCCCGGAGAUGGUCAAGGAUCUCCUGUUGCAUCUACGAAAAGUUAAAGUGGCCUGGUGCAUUCCCAUCGUUGCUGAAAUGAUACCACCUUGGCGGGAGCUUGGAAUAAACCUGGGCCUGUCAGAAUCUGACAUGGAGCAGAUCAGCCAGAGGCACCAGGAUGACGCAGAGAGUUGCUGUUUGGCAGUACUAGAAGAGUGGCUACAUCUGGCUCGUACCAACGCAACAGUAGAAGGGCUGAAGACCGCACUGGGCUUGGCUGGACAGAGAGAAAUAGUAGAAAAGUUGGAUACAAUGGAGCAGUCAAUGAGCAAACAGUUGCUGGAGCUGCAGAGUGAAGUCACAGACAUCGUGCAUGCCAACUUUCCCAACCUGAACUUCGUCCCGGACAAGAACAAGGAGGCUGAUGACAGAAGGAUAGAGCUGAACAGGAGAACACUCCGUGAAGAGGUUUUCUCUCACAGUUUCAACUUUAGCCUUGAUUCAGUCAUUCUUGAUCGAAUACAAGAGAGAAAGAAGUCAGUGUGCCGUAUCAACUGGCCGGGGGGUUCAGGAACAGGGUUCCUGUUGAAUAAGGGAAAGGUCCUCACAUGUUACCAUGUGUAUAGAUGGAUGAGCAGGGCCUUGUGGUCAGUUCAUGAAGCUAGUCAGUACAUUGCAACAUUCUUUGUGUCUGGUGAGAGGGAAUAUAAAGUUCCCUUUGAAUCUCCUGCUUCUCUGCUCAAAUGUUAUAGUGAGGAUCUAGAUUACGCUAUCCUGCAGCUGGCAGUUGAAGAUGAGAUGGGAAGAAGUCUUGAAAGUUUGCCUCUGCUCGGCCAUUUUAUCUCAGAGAGUGAAGACAGCAGAAAUAUGGUUGUUCUUGUCGGCCAUCCUUCUGGUGGGAACAAGAUGGUUGACUUUGCCCUCAUUGCUGGGGUAGCUCAACGCUAUGUUAUCCACAUUCGCUAUCCUUACAUGAUCCAAGAAGACGAACGCAAGCCCAUUUACGACACAAGUGUCAUGUUCCACGGCUCCUCAGGCUCCCCAGGCUUUGACACGUAUGGUAAUGUGGUCCUCAUGCACACCAGAGGGUUCAUGGAUGACGGCGGACAAAGCGUCAUCGAGCGUGGGGUACGUUUGUCUGCCAUCAGAGACCAUGCACGUCAAAACCUGGCACCUGAGGCUUUCAGUGAAAUCUUCCCAGCUUCAUUUGAACAACUCGCUGUCUCAUUGCCUUCAUUCUCAAUCAGUUAAAAACUCAAGCUUUCUAGUCAUUUGUACUACUUAUUGCGCAGACAAAUUCAUUGUAAAUUUAACUAUUCUAUCUGCUCUAUCUGCGUUUUAAAUAACUGAGAUGAAAGUAUCAUAAGAGUGGGGACCAAUUGAAAAAGAAGGCAAGAUUGCUUUCUUUUCACAUGAACAAUGAAUGGAUGCUGAACAGAAUAUUUUUGGAAAUGUCAGUGUGCAAAGAACAACAGUUUUGACGAAAUGUGUGAAGGUGACUGCAUUUGGCAUCUUACAUCACUUGAAAUGUAGCUAGCAAAAAUAAAGUUGAGUAUCCAAUGAAGAAUGCAUUCCGCAAGUUUGAUGAUGUUAGUCUAGUUCAGUGCCUUAUAUCAAUGAUUAGGAAUGUCUGUUUUCAUAGAAAGGUAUCCAUGUAACAUGUAUGGAAUAUAACAUAUAACAGAAUGUAAAAUGAUCUUUAACAUAUUACAAUGAAAAUGUAAAAGAAAUAGCUUUCUGACGCUUGAUGUAAUCAAGACUUUUGAAAGACCUUAAACUUAUUGUACUACUUACGUGGAAUACAAAUUCAUGUAUCACGUUCACAGUUCUCCCACUUCAUAAAGAU